Molecule: messenger RNA, 2016 nt
Organism: Vitis vinifera (wine grape)
Lineage: Eukaryota; Viridiplantae; Streptophyta; Magnoliopsida; Vitales; Vitaceae
Product: monodehydroascorbate reductase 4, peroxisomal
Exons: 7
Coding region: 413-1849 (478 amino acids)
Cellular component (GO): cytoplasm
Molecular function (GO): oxidoreductase activity, acting on NAD(P)H; flavin adenine dinucleotide binding
Source: RefSeq, a predicted model, not a curated record
UAUUAUCCUUCCCCAUGCAUCGCAUCCUUUUUGGUGGCUCCUUUUACAUUUAAAAAAAUAAAUAAAUAAUUAAUUAAUUAAUUAAUUUAAUUGAUUGAUUAUGGUCAAAUCAAUUGAAAAUUCAUUGAAAAGAUUAUGUAGUAUAGAAACCAUAUAAGUUAUGAAUUGGUAUUUAAACCAUAUUAUCAUAUUUUAGUUUUUAUAAAAAAAAUAUUGAAGGGCAUAACUGUAAAUUCAGAUAACCUCUUCCGUCCGCCGCACAUUUUUCAUGGGAUGGAUUGAAUAUUAAUGAUCUCCGUUUUUCUUAGAGGGAGGGGAAGUGUAUUCAAAGCAGGCAACAACCACUCCCAGAAAGAGGGGAAAAAAAAAAAAGGAAAUCAGAACUUCGAGGAAUUUCUAGGGGGAAAAGGGGAUGGGAAGAGCAAUUACGUAUGUGAUUCUUGGUGGAGGCGUAGCAGCUGGGUAUGCAGCUCUUGAAUUCACGAAGAGAGGCAUUUCUCAUGGUGAACUCUGCAUAAUCUCUGAAGAACCAGUUGUGCCAUAUGAGAGACCUGCAUUAAGCAAAGGUUUUUUGCUUCCAGAAGCUCCUUCACGCCUACCAUCAUUUCACACUUGUGUUGGUGCUAAUGAGGAGAGAUUAACUCCAAAAUGGUAUAAGGAACAUGGAAUUGAACUGGUCCUUGGUACUCGAGUCAAAUCUGCUGAUGUGAGGCGGAAGACGCUACUAACAGCAACUGGAGAAACAAUAAGUUACAAGAUUCUCAUCAUUGCAACAGGUGCUCGGGCAUUGCAGCUUGAAGAAUUUGGAGUGGCUGGAUCAGAUGCUGAAAAUGUGUGUUAUUUACGUGACUUGGCUGAUGCCACCAGGCUUGUUGAUGUCAUGAAAUCUUGUACUGGUGGGAAUGCUGUUGUGAUUGGCGGUGGGUACAUAGGCAUGGAGUGUGCUGCAUCUUUGGUGAUAAAUAAAAUAAAUGUUACAAUGGUCUUCCCAGAAGCACAUUGCAUGGCCCGUUUGUUCACACCAAAGAUUGCGAGUUAUUAUGAAGAUUAUUACAAGUCUAAAGGAGUAAAGUUCAUUAAAGGAACGGCCUUGUCAUCAUUUGAUAUCGACGACUCUGGAAAGGUCACAGCAGUUACUCUCAGGGAUGGGAAUCGGCUCCCUGCAGACAUGGUUGUGGUGGGAAUCGGAAUCCGCCCAAAUACAGGCCUGUUUGAGGGCCAACUAACUUUGGAAAAGGGUGGGAUCAAAGUGAAUGGAUGGAUGCAGUCAAGUAAUAGCUCAGUCUAUGCUGUUGGAGAUGUUGCAGCAUUUCCUGUCAAACUCUUUGGAGAAACCCGCAGACUUGAGCAUGUUGACUCAGCCCGAAAGUCAGCAAGACAUGCUGUUACUGCAAUAAUGGAACCAGCCAAGACAAGUGAAUUCGACUACCUACCAUUCUUCUACUCCAGGGUCUUCACGCUGUCUUGGCAGUUCUAUGGGGACUCUGUAGGGGAAGUGGUUCAUUAUGGGGAUUUCUCUGGAAGCACUUUUGGUGCUUACUGGGUGAGUAAAGGCCAACUUGUUGGGUCUUUCCUUGAAGGUGGAACGAAAGAGGAGUAUGAGGCCAUAGCCAAGGCUACCAAGCUGAAGCCAGAUGUUGAAGACUUAGCUGAGCUGGAAAGACAAGGUCUGGGUUUUGCAUUGGCAGUCAGUCGGAAACCACCACCAUCACAGCCUCCUGAGGUGAGCAGCUCUGGCCUCAAUCUUCAAAAACCAAUGUAUGCUUGGCAUGCAACAGCAGGGGUGAUUGUGGCUGCCUCCGUAGCUGUAUUUGCAUAUUGGUACGGAAGGAAACGCCGAAGAUGGUAAAGAAACUAGUCAUCUUAUUUCCAGUUACUGCUGUUGCUGAUUCAGUGAUGUAAUACUCAUGUUGUAGCAUUUACAGGGAUAGAGAAUUUCGAGUCUUCGACACACUUGCUAUUAUAUGAUCAUUUCUAUUCAAGUGAAAGAAUGGCCCAAAAUAUUAUUCAUUACUA